AUCAAAUUAACUGCAUAACCGUAACGCAGUGCUUCUGAACAGGCUCUGAAAGACUGUUUUCUUUAAAAAAAUAGUUUUAUAGUGAAGGGAAUAUUUUGAGUAAUCAGCUGUAAAAGACCCCAAAAUAAUUUCCUAAACGAUUGAAAGCUUCAAACAACGGGCGCUCCCUUUAAAGAGUGAAAAUAAUCCCACGCUGACGAUCUGUGUUUCAUGGAAAACAGUCGGAUCUACAGGAAUCCAGUAGUUUGAUGAGGCGCUGUGAAACUGGGGAGGGAAAGCUCUUCGUGCUCUUAUCUCGACACAGAGUAUGGAGGGAUACAAACUCGGCAGGACUGCCUGCCUCUCUUUCACACUGCUUCACGCUGAGAACCGUUUCCCCCCUCUGCAUGAUGAAAGCUCUGAGUGUGCAGACUGGGCUGCCACACGGCGCUGUAGAGGCUGGUUCCCUGGGGUCCAUCAGGAAGCAGCUUGACGUGAGAAGUCAUUGACAGGAGAGCUCCUGCGCGGGGCGAAUAAAACUAGGAAUAAGUACCACUAACGGCGUUCAACAAUGAAGAGCAUUUAUAUCGCACUUUCUCACCCCCAAGGAUCCCAAAGCACUAUACGUGCAGGAAGGGACCGAAAUCACUCUGGGAGACACACAGCGGCCAUUCUGCACCUGCAGCCCCACUGCACAGGUCAGGGAGAGGAAAGACAAACUCCAUUACCUGUUGAAUUAAGGGGAACAUUUUGGAAGCACGAUUAGCCCAGCCCGGAGUGGAAUUUAACAGUUCAAUCAGGACAGUAUUGGUUAACAGAUCUACGCUUAUGAACAACAUCAUGUGAUCUUCAAUGACCAGGCAGUCAGGACUUCAGUUUCACAUCUCAGCUGGACGACAGUGUCUCCUACAGCAAGAUGCUGGGGAGCUGGUAAAGAAAUUCAGGUCCAGAGAAAGGGGCGCCACCUACUGGUCCAUCAACAAGACAGCUGCCACCUGGUUUUCAGUGGAGGGCUCCCGUCCCAGUACGGACCAGACCCAGCCUGCUGGGCUUCUGAUAUCAGGCAAGAUCAACAGGGCUAGACUAGAACAUGUUUUGCAUAUGUGCCUUUUUUUUAAUAGAUAUUUUACUUUGAUGGUUCUAUUGGUUCAACAGAAAUGAAAAGGUUUUACAAUUAACAGACAACAGCCAUCAAGAUCGCCCCCUCUUCCAUUUUCUCCUCCCGUGCUGCCACCGGGAAUUGACUUCUGCUUUGCAAGGGGCACCCCAGGGCACAGCGCCGGCUCCUGGGUGCUAGAUCCCCGUCCCUGAAGCUCCGGUUUCGCUGUGCUUGAAGGCGCUUCGCCUGUCUGCUUCUCUGGAUUUUGCGCAGAGAGCUUCUUCUGUUGACAAGAAUCCCAGUCGUAGCAGAUGAGGCGGUGGGGUUGAGAUACGGCUCUGUGCGCGGAACACAUUUUUAAUCAGAAUGAAAAGCGUUCAACGGGACCAGUUUUCUAGCAGCAAACUCUUCGGCUUUUUGAGCCAGCGGAGACUGUACGGAACAGGUGUGCUGAGCAAAAGUGAUGGACUAGUUUCUGGAAUUCAUUUUGGAGCAUAUUCUUCUUUUGUAAGGGUAUAUCUCUCGCUACACGUUUGACGUCGAAUACCGAAACAGUUUUGUGUGCUUGUUUCGGUGGGAAGGAAACAUUUUACUUCACCCAUUUUACAAGACUCGCUUUAAACACAAAGGCAAAACACGAAACGCAGACAAGAGAUUCUUGGAUGAGGAGUGUACAGUACGCUCACCCUGGAUUCAGCAGGCGCAGUGUUGAUAAUAAACGGAAAUAAUUUUAUAUGAUAGGAUAAUUAAACGAAGUAACUCGAGUUCAGCUAUUUAGAACCAGCCCUGGUCAGAUCACAAACGCACAAUACAGUAAAAAUGCCGCCACGGAUUUAUUAGGAAAAGCACACCAUCCAUUCUGUUAAAAAGCUACCGAACAGGUUAUUUCGUCCGUUGUAAUGUUCGGCGUGCAUCUGGUUUACCUCUUGUGACAAAAAAUAUUUCUGGAAACUUCUGCGUUUGAGUCGGCAAGUUCCCUGUUCUCAUGUCCCCCCUCACCUCCCGGGAGACCUUACCUUUUCCCGACAUGUAACACUGCCAAAAGGCGCUUCAAAAACGCCACCAGUAACAAAACGCGUCGCGUCGCGCCGAGAGCAGUGAGCCCAGCAGGUACUGUACGCGAGUGCCUUUGCGGGAGGGCGCGCUGCGCGUCCCCGCGGCGCCUCCGGGUUAUUUCAGGCUGCGGACGAAACUAGUGUCGAGUUUACAUAACCUGUGGGGACCCCGAGAGAGACGUGGGACAGAGCGGAGCGGUGCGGCAGCUUCUCGCGGGUUAGGCUAUUCCUUCGGCGCUGGGCUGGGGCUGUCCCUACCCGGGCAGGUUAUUUACAUGCCAGGAAGCCCCGAGCGCUUUAUAAAGCCGGGCUCCAGCUCUCCCGCAGAGCAAGUGGAGACACGAUCGACCGCUCCGCCUCCGUCUGUAGCAUCACCACCACCGUCUUCACCACCACCAGCAGCAGCACCGUUAUUAAACAUGGACAAACACAAAUGCUCCCCGAACGACUAUUACGAUAAGCUGAUGGAGACCUGUAAACCGUGCUAUCUACGCUGCUCUAAGGCGCCCCCCUCUGUCUGUCUGACGUAUUGCAAACAAUCUGUGGAAACGGUGUGGAUCAUCCUGGGCGCCUUCCUGCUUUUAGGAGCGGUGGGCGUCAUCCUGACGGUGUCCCUUCAGAAGCUGUGGAAAAGGAGAUCCAGCCGUUACCCCCAAAACACAGGGGGUGACCCCGAGAAAACCGCGGACGCCGGCCGAGCGGACAGCGCCAGAGAGACCGGACUUCCCGACGGGCUUGUCCCGACACCGGGCGACACCGACCGGCGCGAAACCACCGCUGACCUCCAGCGCAUCUCCGCUCUGCCCCUCCCGGCGACGGAGGAAGGCGCUACCCUUCUGGUGACCGCAAAGACUACCCAGCUCAGCAGCUACCCGUGGGACGGUCCAAGAGACGUCGUGGGGUUGAGGAGGUCUGUCUUCACAGCCUGAGUGACAGGGGGACAGCUAAGUGACCCUGAGCCGAGCUGCUCCGCUCCUCCCCGCUGUAUCGGAAAGCCCGAGUCCUCUCAUCAAAGCGAAAAAAAGACACAGAUGACCAGAAAACUGCCCCAAAGAGUAUUUUUUUUACCACAAACUGAAACGUUCAAAUGUUUAAAUGUUAUCGUUUUGACGUUUUCUUUGCAUCUUUUUUUUUUCCUACUAAGAAAUGCUGUUAGUCAAAAAGUAUUCGAUUUGCGAGCCUCGGGGUGCGUCAGUCUUGAACUGUACGGUGUACCUGUGUGUGCUAUUUGUUUCUUCAGCUAUUUUAGUGGAAUGUAAUGAAAAAAAAAUUGCUGUAUAUUACAAGAGGGUUUUUAUCUCGACGGCGUAUUAUUU
Messenger RNA from Lepisosteus oculatus (spotted gar), 3449 nucleotides. Its product is annotated as tumor necrosis factor receptor superfamily member 17. Gene Ontology annotation, biological process: tumor necrosis factor-mediated signaling pathway. The record is from RefSeq and is a predicted model, not a curated record. Lineage: Eukaryota; Metazoa; Chordata; Actinopteri; Semionotiformes; Lepisosteidae. Gene Ontology annotation, molecular function: signaling receptor activity.